Molecule: messenger RNA, 5691 nt
Organism: Scophthalmus maximus (turbot)
Lineage: Eukaryota; Metazoa; Chordata; Actinopteri; Pleuronectiformes; Scophthalmidae
Product: photoreceptor-specific nuclear receptor-like
Exons: 13
Coding region: 3895-5181 (428 amino acids)
Biological process (GO): anatomical structure development; positive regulation of transcription by RNA polymerase II; negative regulation of transcription by RNA polymerase II
Molecular function (GO): nuclear receptor activity; RNA polymerase II cis-regulatory region sequence-specific DNA binding; zinc ion binding
Source: RefSeq, a predicted model, not a curated record
GUCUGGAGGAUUCAGUUUGACAAGUUGGAUGUCAAAACUUUGAGACAUUUAUCAAACUUUUGACCUAAGUAGGUUUUCAGAACAUAAAAACGCAUAAAACCUUUCAUGAACAUGUCACAUAGACGACUUUGAUUCGAAAACAAUAUAAACUCUAAAGAGAUUGUUAGAAAUGAUUUAAAACCCUUGAACAGAGUACUUUAAAAAAGUAAAUGGAACCAGUUGAUCUGUAACGACGACGGGUGAAUUCUCUGUCUAUAGUAUAGUUUAAAGAAAACUUUUUUAAGUCGCUAAAAUCAUAAAAUCCUAUGAAAAACAAAAGAUGUGCUGGCCUCCACCUCUAAAUGAUAUAUUCACUUCAUCUUACUGUAGGUCGACGAAUCCCUAUUUGUGUCUGUAAUUCAAAAACAGCUAAAGUUGAACUUGGCAGGUCUGUUUCUGGAGGUCCAAGGAAAUGCGGUGGUGCAUUUGGUUCGGUUUGGUCCGGUGACACUGUUCAGCGUUGACGAAUGUUGCUUUUGGCCACAUCCCACUAGCAGGAACUCCCCGGGGGAAGACUCAGAAUUCACCGGAGAAGCUAUGUCAAGUGUCCUGGGAAACGCUGCGGGAGGAGAGGGACGUCGGAAUGAACCCUCCUCGACCUGCUGUCCCUCGGCCAAGCGGCACCAUGGAUGCUCAGUUUAAGUAGCUGCAGAUGGUGGGCCGGUGGUAAUCCCAGCUGCCCAUUGGCCUGACCCUUUGCACUCCACCCACCCUCCCAAACCAACAGGCGACGACAACCCCCCUUCUCCUGAAACCUUAACGAACCCGCUGAGCCGCGCGGCCAAAGAGCUGCUUUAAACUGGAGCCCUAAUCUCAUCUAAAGUCAUCUGAACUAAUCCCACAGCAGCAGCAGCGGCGGCGGCGGCGGCGGCGGCAGCGGUCGAGGUGCAUCAGGUCUUUGACUGAUACAGUAGCCAUCUGCUGCACGUGUGUCUAAUGAGUAGGUUUUACUCAACUAAUGCAAAAAAUGAAAUCUGUAGGUGAGAGGAGGCCGAAGAGCGAGCGGCGGAUGUGAAAGGAGUUUGACUUGAAAGACACAUCACCGUUUUCUGUUUUAAAACCACGAAAAUGAUCAAUGAAUUGAUAAAACUACAGAACUGUACGGUAUCUGUACAGUUACUUUUACAGUUGAAACAGGCAGCUCCAAUAGUUUUGCACUAAACAGAACAAAAAAAAUCUAGUUGUGUUUUAGAGCUGCAGUGAUUGACAGGAAAUUAAUUGGCAACAAUUUCGAUCAUUGAUUAUUGGUUUAAGUCAUUAACAUUUUUGAGCACGAAUUCACUGGUUCCAGCUUCUCACUUGUAAAAUAUGAGCUAGACUCUUUGUUUUAUAUACAGUAACCUCAACAAAAAUAAAAUAAGAGCAAAAAAAGGCAACUUGAAUUUGUUAACUCGGACUUCAAUGGACUUUUUAAAAACUACUUUCUCUCACUGUUCAUUGAAAAAUCCCUCGUUUGUUAAAGAUAAUAAUUAUCACACUUUUGAUCAUGAAAACAGUCGUCUCUCGAUGAUUUAAUACUUCCUUGCCCAAAGCAAACUUCAUAUAAAAACAACCCCAUCAUAAACUAAAACAGCUAAAGACCAGUUUAUACUGUAUUCAAAGUCAUCAGCCAAAAACAUUUGGACAAAUUUGCGAUGAAUCAGUUUGUGUUACGGACUCAACUUGGGGCUUUAGGGUCCUCGGAGGUUCCGGGGCCUCUGGACAUUUGCCCACUUUUCCAGGUCCAUGUAUGACGGAGGUUGGAGGAAGCAGCUCAUUUUUUUGUUAUUGUUAAAUUACAAUCUACUUCCCUGACGCUUUUUACUGUAACCACGACGACACAGGUCCCCAAAACCUCAACAAACUACUUAUUUUCAUCCCACGUUUAACCACAGCGUUGUCACGUCAUGAAACUAAUUGAUUUUUGGUUUUUUUACAGUGAUUUGUUGCUGUUUUUGGAAGGAAUUGGAAGAUGACGUCAUCCUGCCAGAAAUAAAAGCUUGAUAUUAAUUCAAUAUCAGAGUUAUUUGAAUCCACAUCACGAUCUUUCCUGAUCGUACAAAUCGUACAAACACAGCAUCCAUCAGGUUUAGUCCAUUCAAUGAAAAUUUAUUUUCCAAAAGAAGCUACAAAUUGUAAUUAUUAAUUUAAUCAGUAGGAUUCGUUACAUACAGUAAACCUAGUGGAGGAAGUACUGCAAUUAACAAGCAACUAAGUAUCCAUCACUACUAUGUACAGUAUCAAACACCAUAAUGUUCGACUCGGCACAGUGUUGGAAACCUCCUGGACUUGAACACGUGUGAAAUACUUGUUGCAUCUUAACGUCCACACGUUUCACUUUCAGUUUUUUUGCCCAUUUGAAGUGAAUCUUUUUGCUCCGGUCACGUUUGGUGUUAACCAGUCCAACACAUUUGAUACUCGCUGAAGCGGACACGAGGCCUCAGCCCCCCCCCCCCCUCUUUCUCUAUUGUACAGUACAGUACGCCUUGAAUGUGUUGAUCAAAACAAAACACAAAACAAUGCAGCAGCAGUUGGCUGCUAAGUGUCGGCGAAUCUCCUGAACAAACCGCGGGGCCCUGAGCUGCGUCAAGCGGCUCAGCCGAGGUCCAAUCUGACAUUUAUCUCUCCGGGCUGUUCUGCUGAUGGCAGCACCACGUCGCUUUAGGAAGCAGCUGUUUACUGUCAGAGAUCUAGGUCAGGAUGGAGGGAGAGAGAGAGAGAGAGACUCCUGCCAACAGUUUACACACAGACUGGCCUCCAGAGCAUCAUCUGUAAGGGGCCCCCGAGUGGGUCAGGGGGCCCCGAGCUGGACAGCGGCCCUGGGAGGGAUUAUACUAAUGUGCUUCUUCAACUCCACAUUCCCCGAGAUGAUGACGAAGGGACGCGGAAGAUGAAGAUCUGCUGCCGAAGCUUUCCACCCGACGACAGCUUUGCUCCUCAGGUUGACGCUCACCGUCGUCGCCAUGGCGUCGCCCGGGCCAGCUGAACGAGACAAGAAGCGCUGGAGGCUCUGAGCGUUGUGGAGACGCAUCCCGGGAUUGUGAUUGUGGACUUGUGGGAUACGCGGACACUUCCUGUGGCCUGCGUCCCCCUUUCUGGAGUCCACCUUCCCCGAACACGACGGUGAUGACAACAAGUGUCGGUUCUACAAGACCUGGUACCAAGUCCAAGACGACAACCAUCCAUAGCUGUAGCAACUUUAAAAGAUACGGAGGAGGAGCGUUGACGGACGGAAGGAGACGCGGGGAGAUGGAGCAGGAUGGGAACAGGGGUCUAAAGUUACGACCCCCCUCGAGCGGAGAGCUUCAGGAGUCACCGCUGCUGCUGCGUCUUUCUUUUCUGCAGACCCAGGUGAAGGGGAAGAUGCCGGGGGUCCCGAGCAGCCGCACACCAAUGUUCUGGCCAACGUGACUGAUUGAUCCAGUAGAUGAACAGUAAAGAUUAAGAGGACGACAAAUGAGCGUGCUGCUUACACAGCGCUUGGGGCUAAUCCCCCCUCCCCUCCUCCUCCAACCCCCCCCGGUCUCCCUUUUGAGGAGCUGCCACCGAGGAGCGCCCCGCAGACCGACGGCGACCGACCCCGCCAACCUGUUGACGUGCAACAAGUGUCCGCUCCAACAGCUCGUGGGCGGACCCCGGCCCGUCUGCAUCAUCUCCACACCCGAGCCCACGGCCCAGUAGAGGCUCCGCCUGCCGUCUGACCACUGGGGAAGAGAACCUGCAGCUGCACACAGACACUCAACAAGGGACUUGAACUUUUUUUUCGUGUGUGUGUUUGUGUGUGUGUGUGUGUGUGUGUGUGUCCUUGACGCUGUGUCUUGGCAAGAGGACGGAUACUCUAUAAAAACAAAGUUCCUCGUCCAUCGCAGGAGAAACAUGAUGGAGGAUCACAUGUUGAAGAUCCCCAUGAUGACCACCUCGUCCCCCGCCCAGUCGGACGACAGCAGAGGAGCCAAGAGCCCGGCCCCGGGCAAAGCGCUGAGCCCGGCCCUGGUCUGCAAAGUGUGCGGCGACACCAGCAGCGGGAAACACUACGGCAUCUACGCCUGCAACGGCUGCAGCGGCUUCUUCAAGCGCAGCGUGAGGAGGAGGCUCAUUUACAGGUGCCAGGCUGGUACGGGCAUGUGUCCGGUGGACAAAGCUCAUCGCAACCAGUGCCAGGCGUGUCGGCUUAAGAAGUGCCUGCAGGCGGGCAUGAACAAGGACGCGGUGCAGAACGAGCGGCAGCCGCGCAGCACGGCUCAGGUCCGCCUGGACUCCAUCGACGUGGACCCCGACAAGGAUCACCUGGCCACCACGCGGGAGCCCACCUCCUCCUCCUCCUCCUCCUCCUCCUCCUCCUCAUCCUCCUCCUCCGGUGUCAUCACGUGGCCCCACAUCACCUCCUCCAUGUCCAUCACCUCCUCCGUGGCCCCCCAGCGCUGCGUCAGUCCCCAGAACAACCACCGCUUCAUGGCCAGCCUCAUGACGGCUGAAACCUGCGCCAAGCUGGAGCCCGAGGACGUCGACGAAAACAUCGACGUGACCAGCAACGAGCCGGAGCGCGGGUCCUCCGACUACCACAUGGCGCUGUACCCGUCCAGCACGGAGAACGUGUACGAGACGUCGGCGCGGCUGCUCUUCAUGUCGGUGAAGUGGGCCAAGAACCUGCCGGUGUUCUCCAACCUGCCCUUCAGAGACCAGGUGAUCCUGCUGGAGGAGGCGUGGAGCGAGCUCUUCCUGCUCUGCGCCAUCCAGUGGUCGCUGCCGCUGGACAGCUGCCCGCUGCUCUCGCUGCCGGACCUCUGCCCCGGCAUGCAGGGCAAGACGAGCUACACCGGCCUGGACCUGCGCCUCCUGCAGGAGGUCUUCAGCCGCUUCAAGGCGCUCGCCGUCGACCCCACGGAGUUCGCCUGCCUCAAGGCCGUCGUGCUCUUCAAGCCAGAGACUCGGGGUUUGAAGGAUCCGGAGCAAGUGGAGAACCUGCAGGAUCAGUCUCAGGUGAUGCUGGGACAACACGUCCGCUCGCACUACCCCAGUCAACCAGCCAGGUUGGGAAAGCUGCUUCUCCUCCUUCCCUCCCUGCGCUUCGUGAACUCGGAGCGGAUCGAGCUGCUGUUCUUCCACCGGACCAUCGGAAACACUCCCAUGGAGAAGCUGCUGUGCGACAUGUUCAAGAACUAAAAGCACAAACAAAAACUGCGUCGUUACCAGAAACACAUGCAGUCGUCAAACGGAUCACAGGAACGAAGCUCGACUGAUUCUAUGUAUUUCUGUAAAACAUAUCAGAGAUUCUGUGUGCUGUUAUUAUUAUUUUUUUGAUUAUUUUCUUUUUUUCAAAAGGCCACUUUAUUAUUUGUUGUUUCCACAUCAGGUCGUUUCUGAAAGUUUAAAUGCAAUCCACGUAUCAUCCGUCAUGCUUGCUGUCUAUCUGUGUUAUAUUUAGACUUUGAUUUGUGUCUGAAGUGACUUACUCUUAGUGUCUCUCUGUUUCUGUGUUGUUGUUGUUUCAGACCUUUAUUUGCUCGGUGAUAGAUGGACUGUAAAUCCCUGCUGUCAUUCAUGUGACUUGUCAUAUUCAUGUUGUCAUGCCUUGAUAAAGUAAAACAUUUGCUUAAAGCCCCAGUGUGUAAUAUUGGUCAUUUUCUGGCGGCCUCUGGUGGUAAAGUUGCAAACCGCAAACCAACUGAGCGA